Toxoplasma gondii ME49 is the source of this 11786-nucleotide messenger RNA. RefSeq names its product WD domain, G-beta repeat-containing protein. The coding region runs from base 1855 to 11115 and encodes 3086 amino acids. The record is from RefSeq and is a predicted model, not a curated record. Lineage: Eukaryota; Apicomplexa; Conoidasida; Eucoccidiorida; Sarcocystidae. Gene Ontology annotation, molecular function: peptidase activity; protein binding. The transcript has 9 exons. Gene Ontology annotation, biological process: proteolysis; glutathione catabolic process.
GCCUGUGUACGACGGCAACAGCUUCGGUGAGUAUUCCGACGUCGACGCUCCAUCCCCCCCGAAAAUAAAAUGCCACCGUUUAAAAGUUCCGCUUGAAAAACAGGGUUUCGAUGUCCAGUUAAGCACAUCUCAGCACAAUUUGCACAGUUCAUCCCUCUAUCAAGCCUUCUACACCAUCUCAUUCAGCGAGCUCCACCACCAUAUUCAGAAAAGGCACAGUCGAUUCCGUUAUUGACUGUCUGAACAGACGGCAGUACGAAACUGAAAGCACUUAGUUGCUCAUUGAACAUGCAUAUCUUGAAAUUUGAAAGCGCCGAGAUGCCUGCCGUGCUCCCAUUGGAGCAAGCGUCAAGAUGAGUGCGGCAGCUGCCUGCGUUGCAGCCGUGCUCGAUCCUAAACUCUUUUUGUGGUCCUUUCCACUCAGAACCUGUUCACUUUUUCCAAUGCGUGCUUCCCGACUGCGGCACUUUGGGGAGAGAUUUCUUCAUCCUUCACAGAGCGAAUGCACGACUUCUUUCCUUUUUCUUGGCUCCUGUCGAAGUUUGCCCGGAACCCCAACACACUCCUCCCUCACUGUUCGUCAACAAGUUCACUUACGGGCCUGCUCGUACAAGUGUUCCGGACUCUCAACUGAGCAGCUAAAUCCCCACAACGGGGACGGUUUUUGUCCUCAUGCUGUUCCUUUCACCUGUUGCAUUCUUCCCUUCUUUGCAUGAAACACAGAAUUCUGAUCUGUCGUUGAACAUCGCAACACGCGUGGCCAUUGAAGGACACAAUUGUCUCGCAGCCGUCGGCAAACCACCAUUAACGGAACACACGCCUGCGCUCUGCAGCCACGCAGACUGCAAAGGAACUUGCAGGUGUAAAGCUAGUGCCGCUUUUCCAAAACAGGAGCUGGAAGAAACUAAUGAGGAAUCUCGAACCCGUGACCCGGGUUACCCCAGCGAGCCUCCUGGAAGAACCAAGACGUCGAUAUACUGACGUGACUUUUCUCACGCGUUUGCCGCGUGUCGGUCCUGCGAGUUUGUCGCUUUCUCUUCGUUUCUCGUCUUCUUGUCGUUUCAGCAUUUCUCGGGUGAGUUGGUCGGUCGCUUCCACUCUCGCUUUUCGGGACAGUUUCUCCCCGUGGAGGGGUCCAGCCGAGUGUUCUUUGGUCCAGGGGCUCCCGCGUACAUCGUUUUCCUGCUACGAAAAGGCGUUUCCGUCCGUUUUUAAUUCCGUCUUCUUUUCGCGUCAACCGCAUCUAUCCGUUUUGCUUCUUUGCAUCUUUUCAGUGUCACUCUCUCUUUUCCGUGAGAGGAGCUUAGGAGGGACGGUUUGUUUGAGCCGAGUUCGCAGCAGCUGGCGACCCCGCCGACUUUUUCACGCGCGACGCAUGCAAGCGCAGCGAUCUCCGUGUCGAAGAGUUUUUCAGGACGCCAGAAUCCUUGUUCUUGAAGCUUUCUUGACACAGAACCAUCACGCGUGUGUGUUCGACACUCUUUCGCCUUCCAGCAGCCCAGGACUGCGGCGUACAAACGCCGCGCCGACGCCCGUUGCCUUUCGGCCGUUGUUUGACUCCCCGCCGACUCUAACUCUUCCCAUCUACGCCUCUGUCUCGAACUUUCGUACCGGUGAAGAGGAAGCGAACAGGAAGGAGGCCAACCUCUCGAUUGACAGGAGAAACCGAGAGGAGUUUCGUGGUGGGGGCGCGGGGCCGAAAAAAAGUCAGCCUAGCAGGGGCUCGCCGCGUGGAAGGCCGCACUCCGACACCAUGGACAGGGAAACGAUGAACGCAGCUUCGUCCCUGUAGGUGGACAACGUCUACAGCAGCGAACAUCCAGAAACACAAGCGCUUCGUCCUUUUGUCCAACGAUGUGCCGACUGACAUGCGUCAUCACGAGCGGCCAGCCGCUGCUUCUGGCGGAUAUUUUGACGCGCCCUCGGAUGGGCAUUAUCCACCAGUCCUUCAACUGCAAGGAACGGCUUCCCCACCGAACUAUCCGUCAAGCGUAUCAGCAGGCGUCUCUCAAUGGAGACGGCUUCGGAGUAGGGUGGUACUCGUCGCCUUCUUGUCUUGCCCACACGGCAGCGUGCUACGAGGAGGACUCCUUCGACUCUCACGCCUACGACUGCAUGCGGGAGACAAGCAUUUCGGCGAACGGAGACAGAGCAACUCCCGCCAUCACUGACAGGAACGACCCUGGAGAGCGACGCCGAACUCAGCCACUCACCUCCGCAGCUGUCGGAGACGCAGAGCCCUGUGUCUUCACUUCUCUCAAGCCUGCGUGGGCAGACCGGAAUCUCUUCAUUCUCGCUGAGAAGAUUGCCAGUCGCCUCAUCUUCGCUCAUGUGAGAGCUGCGAGCACCAAUUUGACUGGCAGCUGCGCGAGCGCGGCGGCGAAGGCGAUCUCUGCAGGCGAGGCCGAGAGCGGAGGUUUGCCUGCGUGGGCGACAUGCAGCAGCAGUGUCAGCACCGAGCUCUGUUGCCACCCUUUCCGCUGUGGGAGAUUUCUCUUCAUGCACAAUGGCGGCAUCGGGGAUUUCGAGAAAAUUCGAAGGCCGCUGUUGUCGCUGCUUCCGGACCCCUUUUUCACUUAUGCGAUCACGAACAGCAGCAUCGACAGCGUGUGUUUGUUCGCGCUCUUUCUCUCGCUGCUGCCCCACUCGCCUCUAGAGCCUUCGACGCCUGCGACGAUGCGCAACGCUGUCGAGCAGAUGAUCAAUGUGACAUGCUGUCUUCUUGAAAAGUACAAGUGCACCUCCAUCACGCUCUUGAACGUCGUCGUCACGGACGGCGCAUGCGUCGUCGCGACGAAAUUCGUCACGCGCGGCUGCGAGAGUCCGUGCGAGCGUUCUUGCCGCGGUCCUGAAGCUGUGGGCUCCAAACAGGGCGAAGCCGAGACUCGAAGGAGACACCUGCCGGCCGGCGGCGCGCGCGGUCCUGGGUCCGCGAAGCCCAAAGACGAAAAGCUCCCGGCGGUCUACUCGCAGUGGUAUAAGGCGAUGCUCGAGGCGACAGACGCCUGCGGAGAACAAGAACAGACUGGAGAGUUCGAGGAAGAUGGUUGCCAAGCCGCGAGUCUCUACUUCGCCACGGGAACCUGCUGGCAGCAGCAGGGAGAAGACCCCGAGAGCUUCGUCAUGACACACUCCGACAAAAGAACCGACAUCUGCAUCGUGACGAGCGAGCCGUUGACUGCGAAUCCCGACGACUGGAUGGCGGUGCCUCGAAAUCACCUAGUUCUCAUCACGCCGGCGAUCGAUUUGAUGCUGCACCCCAUCACGGUGUCGCUGUCGAUGCCCCCGUAUUUUUUCUUCGCGUCGUCUCCGUCAGUGUCCCCCUGGACACCGUCUCCCUUCGCGCAUGUCGCAUGCAACUCGCCCUGCGGCCCUCUGGUCCCUGUGAACGCGAGCGGCGCCUGCAUGCGUGUCUGUCCGUUCCCAGCUUCAUCGCAGUAUGAGACGCACCUCGAGACCUGUUUCCUGAAGCAGGAAGAGCCAGAGUCCGUCGGGGACUCACCUGUCCCUCUAUUUCCGUGUGGGGUGAAGCCGCUCUGUAGGGUCGAGGCCCCGCGCCCGGUGCCCGCUUGCAUGCUCUCCCAUCCCCAAGGGCUCGAGAAAUCGGCGAAGUCUAACGCUUCUUCUUUGUUCGCGACCGAACACACAGACGCACGAGCCAGCGUUGUGUCCUCCCUCCCCAGUCCCGUCCAGACGCCACCGCCGCCUGUCGAGGACGGCCUCGCCUUCUCUCCAGUGCCUGAACAGCCACCGCAUGCAUGGCCAGUGGUGUGCGCCUCAGCUUCGAGGCAGGCUGGGGGUCUGCAAGCGGCCUGCGUCAAUGGCGUGGACCGCGAGAAGACUUCGACGAAGCCUCUCGCUGAGGCGUUCGCAGCUCGAGAAGGAGACCGGGAAAUGGGGGCGUCGCAGGGCGACCGGUUUGGCCGCUUUGGGGUCUCAGCCGCGAGUCGUUCGGAUUCGAAACGCACGCAAAGGCGUCCAAGCUCUGGUGUCGGCGCCCUCGCACUCGACGCCUCGCCGCGCCCGUGUGAAAGUUCAGACUCCUUCCCAGACGACUGUUUGCCUGUCUGUCCUCAAUCGUCUCCACCUUUUUGUUCAACUUCUUCCUCUUCACCUUCUGCGUCGUCUUCAUCUUCGUCGUCUUCUGCCGAUACUGUAGGGUCGACUGCACUGCAGUGCGGUUGUUCCGGGAUCGUGCCAGUUGCGCGUGUGGACUGUGUUUCGGCGGAGGAGGACCUCCCGGCAUUUUUUGCAUCUUCGCCUGCGUGGUACGCUGGGGCGCCCCUCUCCGCAGCUGCCUCCAGUUUUCGAGUACUGAGUUCAGAAGAAGAAAAUCUCCACGGUCAUCGCGCGUUCUCGCCGUUGUCUCAAAGCGUCUCGCUGCCGCCCUUCCUCUCGUGCCCCUCGCCCCUGGUCUCGCUGUACGCACCCGGCGCGUUUCGCUCUGCGGCCUACUUCCCCCUCGUCCAUACUCUCCGUGUCAGCCGCAGCGCCAUUCUGAGCAUGACGGCGGUGACCGUCCGCUUCCACCUUGACACUUGCAGCUGCGCGUGUGGGGAGUCCUUCUCGCCGCUCGCGAGUGAGGACGCGACCUGCCUCGAGCCCGGAGCCGCGCCGCGCGCCGCGACGUCGGUGGAGCGCACGCAGAGCUCCGCCUCGAGGCUCACGCAGGCGAGACACACCCAGCAGUCCAGAGGUCUUUACCUCACUUGCAGACUCCUGAUUGCGGGUCGACAGGACGGCAGCAUCACCGUCGUCGAAACUCCCUCUGCGUGUCUGUCGCGCCGCAGGUGCUUCCAAGCCCACACGGGCGGCGUCCUCAGCUUGAGCGCCUUCGCCGUGACUGCUGUUGUAGGGCCGACAAAUGCGUCGAGAAAGUGCACGAGCGGGCGGCGGCGGCAGCCUCAGGACGAUGGCGCGUCCGCCAAACACCAGAGAGAGGGCAUGCGGAGGAGUUGCAGUGGAGAACGUCCAGAGAGAGAGGAGGGGGCGACGGAGACGCAACGGCUGCCAGAGAAGGCAGAGGCGACAGCGGGGCCCUCGAGCGAUUCAGGGUAUGUGUGUGUGUGUUGCCGGCGACUCCUUCCAAAGAUUUAUCUCGUCAGUGGAAGCAGUGAUACGUCGGUCGCCCUCUGGGACAUCUCCUCCCUUCUCCUCUCCUCUGCCGCCGCUGCGGCUGCCGCAGCCGUCGCCGCGCCUGUCUGGACACCCGCGAUGGGCGAAGAACAGAAGGGGCGGGAGUUGCGGCGAGACAACACGAACCAUAUCGAAGACGCAGAGACCGAGCUGGACGCGAACGACUUGUUAGCUCUCCGGAUUCGCCUCAGACCCCACCAGGGAGACGUUCUCUCCGUGUCCGGGUACCCUGCCUUCGCGCAGUCGAACGAGCUCCUGGAAGUCGACGAAGGACUCGGCUCGCGGGAAGGAAGGCCGCGCUGUCGGCGACGGCGGCCUCGUACGGGCGGUGAAGAGGCCAGCGGCGGCGCGUCGCGACAUGCGGUCCAACGCCUCUUGCGAGAGAGACGUGGUUUGCAUGCGCUCGACUCAGGCGCAGGCUGCGUGUACACGUACUACCACUGUUCGCGGUGCUGCGACUUGUGGGGCCGGAGGCCGACUCGGGCGUUGCGGGGCGGCCCGGACGAUGCACAUCGGUGGACAGAGACUGCGCGAUCUCAGUCGUUUUCGUCACCCUUCGUCGCAGUGCCUUCGAAGGGCGCCCCGACGGCCUCCGCGCGCAUGCCCUCGGGUCUGGACGUCUCGCCGCUCUUCGUCUCGGCCUUCUCGGCGCCUGCCCUGCUGUUUUUAGGUUUCCAGUCCACGAAAGUUGGCGUCAUUUCGAUCCCCUCGUUGUUGCGGUACAUGGCGUACGUCGACGCCUUUCUGAUGGUUCUCGACCGCCUCCUCUGCGGCUCGUCGUCCUCAGGGUCCGGCACCUCCUCCGCCGCCUCCUCGCGGUCAUCGUCGGAGGUGGGGCGCGCCGCGCCGCACGCGGAGAGCCGCGACGAGAUGGACCUGCAUUGCAUUCGACUCCGCCACGAAGAAGAAGGCAAGAAAAUCUUUGCACUCGCUGCAGCGCUGCUCAGAGAGGCAGUCCUCGUGGACACGCAGGACCGCACUGUGUACCCGCGGAAGAAGCCGAAGCGCGGGGCGCGACAUCCCGGGCACCCUUGCUGCUUCUCCGGAGGUGUGUUUGCCUGCAAAGCGCCAGAAACCUUCGACGUCUUCCCCCUCAUCAACGCCUCCCUCCAAGAGGAACUUCGACGCUCCCUCAGGCGAUACCGGAACCUCUCGCUCCUCGAGUCCUUCGCGGAGACGCGCUCCUUCGACGAGUGCGCCGCUCGGGGGCGACAGGAGAGCAGGUCUCCCGCGACCUCCACGAACCCCCAGGAGAACACCGGAAUCCAGGAGGCUCACAGGGACGAGCCGGAGGACGCGAACGGUGUGGGGUCUCGUGGGGGCCAGGACCUGCGCCGGACGACUCAGGACGAGGCGACACCCCCGCGCAGCCACUGCUUCUCCGAGGCCAUGGUGCUCCAGGGCUCCGCGGGUCCGUCGCUGGCCGGGGAGACCGCUCAUGGUCUGCUGCUGGCGCGGACGCUCAGCGAGACGCUGUCUCCGCAGCGGGCCUGCUCGCUCUUCGCCCUUUCGAAACCUGCGUACUGCUCCGAGAGGUCGGCGGAAGAGGAUGCGAAGGCUGCUGGCGAGCCGGAAGCCUCGAACGUCUCGCUGUCUCCUCUCCACGCCCUGGGCUGCUCUCUGCUCAGCACCCGCGACCUGCAACUCGAGUGCCGCUUCCUGCCCUUCGCGCCCGAACCGGCCUCGGCGUGUGUGCCUUCUCCGGGCCUUCGGGAUCGGACUGAGAGAGGCGCAGGCGAAGAGAAAGAGAUGCUCGAUCACCUGUGUCUCUACCGCGGGAGCAGCUUGUCCCCUCUCCCCGGCAGUUCAGAACGUGGAAAAGGGUCUCCGUCGACCGCGUAUUUGUCCUCGCCGCCUUCCCCGAUAUCUGUCACUUCGAGGGGAGGCUCUGGCGUUUGGGGGUCGCCUGGGGAGCCUGAGGUCCAGGGCGUCUUCCCGAGCGGAGACGGAAUCGGAGACAGCUGUCCAAGUCCCGAAGGAGGAACUGCGCGAGACCCCUGCACCUCGCCACAGGACUCCGGGCCGUCCUCGCCCUUGCUGCAAGGCUGUCGAAGGGUGGAGGUCGAAACUGGAACGAGCGAGUUGACACAAACACCGGGGACAGAGUUGCGACUCGUGUCGUCGUGCGCAGCGGGCAGUGGCCUCGCAAGGAUCGCCUGCAUGCGGGGGCCUUCGCCGGCGUCCCCGACCCUGCGAACUCUCCCAGGGGCAGCUGACCCGCCGGGCCAUGUCGGCUUCGUGGAGUGUGUGGUGCCCUGCGGACCCUACCUCUGUUCGGGCGGCGGCGACGGUCGCGUAGUUGUCUGGAAUCCACGGACGGGAGCAGUGCGGGGCGAGCUGCGCGGGCACCGCGGUGGGGUCCUCUGUCUCUCGUUCUACGCGGAAGAAUUGCAGUUGGGACACAACUCGGCGCCGCCGAGGCAGGGACGCUGGGCGCGCCUGCGGGGGCGCUGCGGCUUCAAGGCCUCUCCUGUCGAGCACCCGAGCUGCGGUGGGGCGUACGCGAGCCUUUACGCGGAGACCGAAGCGAGGGCAGGGAGGCGCUCGGAGACCGUGUCUCCGUCGUUGAGCGAGGGGACAGGUGCCGGGCGAGGCGACGCGUCUCCCGGUUGUGCGGAGCCGGACCGCAGUCGCUCCGGUAGCCGCCGCGAGGCGGACGGGGAGAGCGAAGGCCUGCUGUUUUCCGGCAGCCGAGACAAAACGAUUCGCGUCUGGCGAGUCGACGACAUGGUCUGCGUGCAUGCGCUCCUUCAACACAGCGCGGAGGUCAUUUCGCUCACGUCAAGCAGCGCCCACGGGCUCCUCGUGAGUGGAGCUGCGAACGGCGAGAUUUUCGUCUGGUGCGUGGAGACCCUCGAGGUCGUCUACGCCCUCAGUACGGCCUGUGUCGGAGAGACGCGGCCCCCCUUCCUGCCUCCCAUGUUUUCGCAGGCUGUUGGAGCAGCCGGCGAGGCAGACGGCGCCGCAGCCGACGACCUGCGCCCGGCAUCGGCCGCUCGCCUGGCCCGCGGGGGUGGCCAGGGCGUCGCAGUCACGGCGCUGCUGCUGGUGGGGCGAACAGCCGCGGCGGAGCAGUGCGGCGCGCGCCGACGCCGGAGUCCCGGAAUGGUUCUGUCGGGUGUAAACCCCCAGCGCAGCGGCGACGACCCGCGUGGAGAGAAGGACGAGGCAGCCGCAGCUGAAGGGCGCGCCCCACAGACGGCCUCGAGCCGGAGUCGAAACCGCGAAUCCCUCGGAACGCUUGAGGCCACCGAAGCCGGGGAAGGUCAUCAGCGGAAAGAGACGCAUUUCGCGGCGAGGACCGAGGACGGCAGCAGUGGGGAAUCGAGUGUAGAGAGCAGCAGCGGGCAGAGCUCUGACGACGACGAAGAGGCGAACAUGCUUCUAGAGGGAGACGGCACCGAUACGGUACAGCUGUGGGCCGCGACGGGCAACGGCCUUCUGCGCGUGUGGCAAGUCCCCUCGCUAAAAGACCGGGGGAGACACUUCGCCGUCCUCGCAGCCCUCACGGAGACGUCGCAGCCUGCGGGCGACGCCGAGGCGCAAGCUGGAGCCCAGAAGUCGCGGCGCGAGAGACCGCAGCGGGCGGGGUCUCCAGAGCUCAGUCAGGCUAAAGAAGAGACAGAGACACAACAUCCUCCCACCGUGGCCAGCCUUGCCGUCGCUUCGCGAGGCCCACGGGUUGCGGCCGUGUCUCCAACUCCGCGUUUCAGUUUCCGGUACCUCCAGGAUUUCCCGGACGCCUCUGUGGCUUUCGGAUCCCCUGUCGUCGACAGAGCCUUGGUGUCGUCUUCGUCCUGCUUCAUGAAUCUUCUGCGACGCUUCGUCGCCCUGCGCUCCGUCUCAGGCUCACCCGCCUGUGUGAUUCCAGGCUGGCAAGCCGCCUCCUUCCUCGCCUCCUGCUUCGAACGACUCCUAGGCGCCGAGGUCCAGCUCCUCCCCACUUCCCCUUCUGCUUCCUCUUCUUUCUCUUCUUUCUCUUCUUCUGCUUCUGCGUGCACUCGCUGCUCUGCGUCGGAGCGCGCGGCUGGGGACGCCGGAGACGGUGCCCCUGGUGUCUGUGGGGGCGGCGUUGGGCCUCGCAGAGAGACAGGCUCCUGUUUCUUGCGUUGCGGACCGCAGUCGGCUGCGGGAGAGACAGCGGGCUUGCCGAUUGUGCUUGCGCGUUUGGGGCGCGACGCAGGGAAGCCCACGGUCGUCUUCUACUCGCACUACGACGUUGUGGGGGCGGAGUCGAGCGGCGAAGAGCCUGACUUCCGGGUGCUGUGUGGGGCAUCGCCGCGCGAGGGGACCCACCGACAGGGUCCGGAGAGACACGGCCUGCAACCGAACGGAAACAGUGGCGGGGCCGGACGCGAGUCGAGAGGCGCCUCGGGGACCACGAGCGAGGCGAGCGAGAGGGAGAGAGACGCUCAGAGUGUCUGCUUCUGGAGAAGCAAUCCGUGGAGCGUGUGGGGUGAGGACGGCUACGUUUACGGCCGAGGCGUGAGCGACAACAAAGGCCCUAUUCUCUGCACGCUCUUCGCGGUGCGGGCCUUCGUUCGCCACCACCGGAGACGGAGACACCUCGAGCUUAAAGCAGAGAGAGAGAGGAGGGAAGGAACUGGAACCGCCUCGCGAGAGAGGACUAGACGGACGCAAAAGGGCCUGCCUUUCAACUUCGUCUGGAUCUCCGAAGGCCGAGAAGAAAGCGGGAGUGGCGGCUUCGAGGACGCCCUCAAAAAGCAUCUCACCUGGAUUGUCGGAAACAAAUUCUUCGUCAUCUGCACCAACAGCUACUGGAUCGACGACGUCCACCCCUGCCUCGUGUACGGGAUGCGGGGCGUGGUCGACGCUCGGAUCGUGGUGAAGGGAGGCGAAGAGCGUACCGGGCACCACUCUGGGGUGCAUGGAGGGGCGGUCGCGGAGCCUCUCCAGGAGUUGCUGCAUGUCGUCUCCAGUCUCACAGAGGUGAAGUCGGGGCGAGUGCGUGUGCCACAGUUCUACGACGACAUUCUUCCACUUUCUGACGAAGAAGUAUCGUCACUCACGCAAAUUCCUCUCGACGCAGCAACGUACGGCGCGUCUGUCAAACGCGCAGGCCUCAGAAGCCGCGAUGGACCCACCCUUCUCCGAAAGAGGUGGCUAGAGCCGUGUCUGUCGGUCGUGAACAUAUCGUCUUCGGCGCAGUGUCUGGUCGACAGCGCAGCGGCGGUUUUCUCUUCGGUCCCUGCUCUCCCGGGGUGUACAGACACCCCUGAGCACGCGCGCUGCGACCACGCCCAUGCCUCUCGCGACAGUCUGGCCAUUUCUGGAGGCGGAAACUUCCGCAUCAUUCCCGCCGCGGCCUUUUGCGACAUUUGCAUUCGCCUGGUCCCUUCGCAAAACCCGGUCACCGUCUUCCUUGCCCUGAAACGCUACGUCGAGGCACUCGUCCGAGACAUGCAGUCGGAGCACCAGGUGUUCGUCCAUUUGGUCGGCCACGGCCAAGGCUGGAAGACGAACAAGCAAAGCGAGAGCGCGAAGGCGCUCUUCUCGGCGGCUCAACAGGCUGUUCAAGAAAUCUGGGGCGUGGAACCUCUCCACAUUCUCGAAGGAGGAUCGAUGCCGGUGAUCAAACUCUUGACGGAUCUUUUGAUUCGACACAUUGCCCUUUCGAGAGGAUCUUCUGCUUCGUGUCCUCCCCGUUCUUGUCUCCGUUCUCCUUCUUUUUCUUCUUCUUCUUUCGCGGGGCUCGAGAAGCAGCGACGCGCGAGCGAGAAGCCGGACCUCUCGGCGGGGAGUCUCCAGGGAAACGAAGGACAGGACACAGAAGGACAGACCGAGGAAGAUGGAAGCUUCGACGACGUCGUCGCCAUUCAGAUUCCCCUCGGCCAAGCCAGCGACAAUGCUCAUCUGCCCAACGAACGCAUUCGCGUCAUCAAUCUGUACCGCGGUGUCAAGGUGUUGGAGCGCACGCUGGAUCUGUUAGCUCAAUUGCAGAGGAGAAUCUUGUGUUGAUUCGUUCUCUCUGUCUUCGCUGUCGCCUCUGUGUUUUUGCCGUCUUGGGUCUCGGGGGACAGCCGCCGUGCGAGACAGAACCGCUGUGGGGAGGUCCGCUUGCGCCUGUGGGCAGAAAUGGGGAAAAGGCAGGUGACUCGACGGAUCGACUGAAGAGGGAACGGGUGGCUCAACGGGAGACGCGAGACGUGACCUCUGAGCAGAGCGGGAAAGAGGAUGAGGCAAGCCUUGGGGGGGGGGGGGCAAGGAGUCAACGCAGGGCUUGGGUUUCCGUCGAGAAAAGAGGUCACCACGGCGUACGGAGCACUUCAGCUCGGGCGUCCACAGUCUGCGUGUCCAUUCGCUUGUCCUUGUUUUAGUGCACAGACCCCAGUGGUACAGAUGCACAUUCCAUUCCGUAGAGGCAUACCGUUCACGGCUGUCCAGUAUAGAUGUAUCGCAGUUCGUGUACUCAUACCACAUGUUGUCGCUGCCAGAUAGGCCGAAGUGAACUUAAGAUGCGCGUCUCUGGGCGCCUGCAGGUGUCAUUUCCGAACGACCGUCGCACACCGAUCCUGACACAGGACACGAUCCGCAAAAGGGCAUGUGCGUGGACUCUAAAUUUCUGCAGGAGAAAAGGGAAACACCCAACCGUUUCUCCGACAUAGAUCUGCCGUCCUUAUCGUCACUCA